AUGGCGGAAUCAUCUGCACCCUCUCUUUUGCACAAAUUGGCCGCCAGGCUAAACCGAGACCCUGGAACGCCAGUCGAAACGCCGACCGAGUCCUUCUGGCAAGUCCCUCGUCAGGCUUUUGCUGAUCAACAGUCAGAGACUUUGCCCAAGGAAGCCGAUGUCAUUAUCAUCGGCUCGGGUAUUGCUGGUAUAAGCGUGGCGCAACAUUUGCUCCAUUUGCAGCCAUCACAGAAAAUUACCAUCCUCGAGGCCCGGUCGGCGAUAUCGGGAGCAACAGGCCGUAAUGGUGGACAUAUCAAAGCCGUCCCAUGGGCUGACUAUGAUGAACUCAAGGAAGCACUCGGCAAGGAGAGCGCAAUCAAGAUCACAAACUUCCGGCUUGCUCACUUGGAUGCUUUUGUCAAUGAGGCUGCGGCAUUAGGCGAAGCUGGCAAAGCUGGCUUGGUGCGCCGCGUGGAGGGAGUAAGUGCUGUUUUCAACAAGGACGUCUGGGAGUCGGCGAAGACCAAGUUGCAAGUGUGGCUUGAGGACUACCCGGACCACCGCGAGAAUUGGAGCGUACAUGAGGGAGAGGAAGAGAUGAAGAAAUUUGGCUUUGUCAACGCCUAUGGAUGCAUCAACGGCCCUUCAGGAGCAGCAUGGCCGUAUCGAUUUGUGGGUGCCGUACUAUCAAAGCUGCUCGCGAGCGGCCAGGUCAGCCUCGAAACGCACACCGCUGCAGAGGAGGUACGCCGAAGUCAAUCUCCAGGUCGCCCGUACAAAGUGCAAACAUCGCGGGGCAUGAUAUCGGCAAACCAUGUCAUCCACUGCACGAAUGGGUACGCCGCACAUCUGCUUCCCUUCCUGACGGGCAAACUCUGGCCCAUGCGAGGGCAGAUGACGGUCCAGUCGGUCCCUGACGUGUUUCCACGACUUGGUGCUUCGAGGUCGUGGAGCACCAGGUGGGCGAGAGGCUAUGAUUACAUCACGCAAUCUCCUGAUGAAGACGGCUCACUGUAUCUCGGUGGAGGGUUCUUUCAAGGCGGCCCAGAGAAAGACGAGGACUUGGGGAACACGGACGACAGCCAGCUGAGUGCGCAAUGCCUCGAGCAUCUGGAAAAGGUCCCAUCGAGAGCAUUCAUUCACGGGACCGGUGCAAGGAUCGAGAAGAAAUGGACCGGGAUCAUGGGGUUCACGGGAGAUGGGUUGCCCUUGGUCGAUCGUGUUCGAGAGUUCAUGUCUGGCCGGGCUGAGUGUGAUCCCGAAAUCGGGGCAGAAUGGAUCGCCGCAGGGUGGGAUGGUUACGGCAUGGUCCAUUGCUGGCUCGCCGGAAAGGCACUCGCCCAUAUGGUCCUGGGACGCGAACACGAGGUUCUUGAGUGGUUUCCGAAGCAUGAGUUCGGAUGCAGCAAGGAGAGGCUCGAUCAGAUGAGUCCGGAAGGCGCCCUCAAACGAUUCCUUGGCUCGUUGGAGUGA
This is a messenger RNA of Fonsecaea erecta, 1455 nucleotides long. RefSeq lists its product as hypothetical. The record is from RefSeq and is a predicted model, not a curated record. Gene Ontology annotation, molecular function: oxidoreductase activity. The coding region runs from base 1 to 1455 and encodes 484 amino acids. Gene Ontology annotation, cellular component: cytoplasm. The transcript is spliced from 2 exons. NCBI's taxonomy places the organism in Eukaryota, Fungi, Ascomycota, Eurotiomycetes, Chaetothyriales, Herpotrichiellaceae.